Messenger RNA from Sphaerodactylus townsendi, 4063 nucleotides. RefSeq names its product transmembrane protein 72 (gene TMEM72). The transcript is spliced from 5 exons. The coding region runs from base 395 to 1147 and encodes 250 amino acids. The record is from RefSeq and is a predicted model, not a curated record. NCBI's taxonomy places the organism in Eukaryota, Metazoa, Chordata, Lepidosauria, Squamata, Sphaerodactylidae.
UGCAAAGCAGCCGGCCAAGUCUUCAGCUCCUGAUUCCCAUCCAUAGCAAUUAAUCUGCCCUGGAGGGAGGCCCCAUAGCAACAAUGCCUCUGUGUGCCUGGGGUGGGUUGCCCUGCUUUGAAAUGCAGGAGGAAGAAGACGGGAAUGUUCGGGCCCCGGUGGAGACUCCACACCUGCCUGGUAAUCAUUAAUGUGGGCAACAGCAGUGCUGGGCAGCCCCUCCGGAGUGGUGCAGACUAGUUCUGAGCGGCAACAUGGCACGUCCCCGGGGCCCUGUUCUGCGCGGUACAUCUUAGGGAAGACCCAGGUGUUUGAAGCUCUCCCAGGCUGAGCGGAGGCAGGUCCAACGUCGGGGGCCCCACCAGAAGCCAGAAGACGUUCUUCCCUCGCAAGCAUGAAGCAGGCUGCUUUUUGGACCGCCCUGGACUUGACGUGCCGUCUGCUGGGGGUCGCCACCGGAGCAGUGCUCAUUGGGGUGGGGGCCCAGACGUUGCUGCAGGGGCAGUUCAAAAGCCUGGCCGUCUACUUGCUUUUUUCAGGAGUGGCCGUUUCAGUGUACGAAGCUGCGUAUUUCGCCAGCGUGCUCCUGGCAGCCUGCUCCACCCUCCCAGUGAGAUUCUCGAUGCACGCCUGCUGGAAGGAGGUCAGGCGCUGCAGGGCCUUCCAGAAGUUCCUGACGUAUGUGCUGCUGUCGGUCGCUUGCUUCCUGCACCCUGUGCUCGUCUGGCAUGUCACCAUCCCAGGGACAAUGUUGGUGCUGACUGGCUUGGCCUACUUCCUACUCAGCAAGCGGCACAAAGAAACAGCGGCCAGUGGACCGUUGGACCAGUGCUCUGACACCUGUGGUGCUUCCGCAGCCGAGACAAGUGUUGACGACACAGAGCGGACAUACACUUUCCCCGGAGGAUCACACAGAGGGCAACGGGGCACCCUCCUUGGAUAUGUACAGAGCAUCCUCAGAGGUUGCCAGGGCCAGGAAGGUGUGGUGAACUCUUCCAAUAGAACGACGGUGAGGCGGCAGGUGUACUUGCAACAGAAGGCCGUGAACAUUGUCCUCUCUGUCCAAGACAACGCUGGGAGCCUGGCUGAGGAAAGCACGUCCGACACAGUCCCCAUCCUCGGCCCCACGGCCAUGACAUCCCCAUAGGAGAGGCAGCCUUUCCUGCCACCUGCAAGAGUCUGAAGAAGAGAUGGGCUUUGCUGUUAGUUUAGCCACUGGUGCCGCUGACCCCUCUCUUGGACUCCCUCCCCAUCUUCCCAGAACUGGGCUUUUGAGAGCAGUCAGAGAUCCCCACUGGCUGCAGGUAGCUCAGGAUUGUUCCCCCAGGACCCACCAGCCAGCCAGCCCAUAUAACGAUGUUUCACUUAGUUCUUUGGUGUCUCCAAAGGUUUCUUGGCUUUUCCAGGCUUCCUUGUUAUUUGGGUUUCUAGCAAUUAUCAGUUCUGACAGGAACCGCAGAAGAAGCCGUGCCCAGUUCUGGGGGUUGGAGCCCGAGUCGUGUUACAGAAAAGUCUGUUGCUGGAGCAGAAACAUAAAGAAGGACAGAUUCUCCCGGCUUGCAGUUUCCACCUGCUGUCCUUCAUCCAAGGAGCUGCGUACAUGGAUUUUUGCUCCUCUCUGUUAUCUUCAUGAUAACCCUGUGAGGUAGGCAGAGGUGCAGCUGAAUAGGAGAGCGCCCAGGGCGGACUCAGUGUUUUCUACACCCGCCCCCACCCCUCGUGACCCUGCCCCUCCCCUGCAGCCCCUCUCCUCACGCCCCCCCCCCCCCUUAUCUUUUCCAGCCGGCAGAAAACAGCUUUCUGCCAGCAGAAAACAGGCCAGGGUGGUGGGUGGGACCAGGCCUAGCGAGGCAGGGCGGGGCGAGGGAGAAGGGGUCAGUGUUGGGGGGCGAUUUUCUCACCCCCCAGGCGCAUGCCCAGUGCAACGUGCGCCCCCCUGCCCCCUUGUAGCUACUGGAGGUAGGGAAGACCAGGCAGGAUUGAUUGGCUCAAGAUUGCCCAGAGAGCUUCAUCAGACAGGAGGGAUCUUCACACCCACCCACCCACCCUGCCAUAUGCCACGCCAUGUGCCAUGCUAGCACUCUGCUGGCAGGAGAAUGUCAGGGGGAUUGAAUUUAAAUAAUUAAAAUAUAUUCCUUUUUCAUUAUAAUUAUUUAAUAUUAUAAAUCAAAUAUUAUUAAAAGAUAUAUGUAUGUAUGUAAUAUGUAUAAUCAGCCUGUAAUAUAUAUCACUGCCAUCUGGGACAUUCUUUUCUUAAUCUUUUCUUUAAGACUUUAUAAACUUUAUAAAUAAUUAGACUUUUUCCUAAUGCUCCGAUCUCAUGAAAAAUAGAAUCAUAUCCAUUAUCUUGUGGGGGUAGGAAAAUAAAUCACUCUUUUUUACUAUUUACCAUUAACUUUGGGGCAUCUUAACUCCUGGGGCUAUUUUUCAUAAUUUCUUUAAAAUUUGCGGGGGGGUGGGGGGACCUUACUGAGUCCUGCGGGGACAGGGCAGGAUAUAAAUCUGAAAAUAAAAAAAAAACAAAUAAAAGGAAUAAUGAAAGCCAGAUUUCCCCGGAACUGGGUUUACCAAACUUUAAUAUUCUAAUACUUUUCAAUAAACACUACUAAUCAACCAUACAAAAUCCAUUUGUUGACUUAAAAUUCAAAACCUAACAUGAAGCCGGUUCUGCUGGACACCCUUCCAUUCCUAGUACCCUGGAUGAAACUAUGGACAAAGAAACUAACGUCAAUAGUGAUUCAGGCAGCAGCAGUGGGGCCCAAACGCUGGGCGAGCGCUAGUCAACUGCACAGCUAAUCAACUAUAAUCAACUACAAAAUCCAUUUGUUGACUUAAGAUUCAAACCCAAACAGAGAGUUGCCAGCAGGGGCUGGAAUUCCUAGACAAGGUUGCAGAGAACAGUUGCCCUGCAGAAUAGGGUUGCUUUGGAGGGUGGGGUCAAUGACCCCCCACCCCAAUACGGGCCCCACUCUUCCAACCCACUCUCCCCAAGUUCCACCCCUAAAUUUCCAGAUAUAUUCCCACCCCCGCCCACCCCCACAGUUUACAACUCCAUGGGGGUCAGGGAUGCCAGCCUCCAGGUGGGGCUGGGGAUCUUUCAGUAUUGCCACUCAGGGAUGAAAUUUGGAGGUUGGACUCUCUGGCCUUGUGCUCCACUGAGGUCCCCGUCCUGACCAGGGUCCACCCCCAAAUCUCCAGGAGAUUCCAAGUCUGGAGCUGGCAACCCUCCCCACACACCCUGCCAGUGGGUGGGGGGACCUGUGGAGCUUCCAGAGGGCAGAAUUUGAGGAGGGAAAGGACUUCAGUGGGGCAUGAUGCCAUACAGCCUGCACUCCAAAUCAGUUUUUUUUCCUUCUGAUCUCUAUUGUUUGGAGACCAAUUGUACUACUGGGAGAUCUCCAGGCUGCACCUGGAGGAUGGCAAGCCUAACUGUAAGCAAGCCAGCUCCCUUCCCCUUCCCCUCCCCUCCCUCCCCUUUCCCCCAGUGUGGGUGUGCCGUGACCACAGGAUGUGCCCCCUUCCCUAUCCCUAGCCCUCCCCUCCCCCUCCUCAGGGUGGUUGGGCCAUGACCGGAUAAAGGAGCUCUUCCCCAUCUCCUUCCCCCACCCUUCCCCUCUUUAACCCUCCUCCCCAGGAUCGGUGGGCCACGAUCAGAUGACAGGCCCUGCCACAGAGGCGGAGCAAGGGGAAACUCCUCCCAGGGCACGCACGCUGUGCCCCUGUUGCAGCACCGCCCGUCCUGGAACGCUCCCUCUGCGGCCUGGCCACGCUUCUGCUGCCACUCUGCCUGGGGCUUUGCGCCCCACCCUGCCCCGUUGGCGUUACGCCCAUGCCCCUGCCCCACCCCCUCUCCCCUCCUUAACCCUUUCCCUCUGUCACUUCCAGGGUUUCCUCACGCACUGCUCUGAAUUCGCUCGCUGCUCAGAAUUAAGUGUCGGCCCAGGGCUACGUUUAAGUUCUCCUACAGAGUUGAAUUGUAUUUCUCUGACCUUGUUCAAAUGUCUCCAUUACCCUGAAUAAUAAGCCUGACUUACUGUAACUGGGCAUUAAAAUGAUGAUCUUA